GUAUUUGUGGCUUGUCCCGCCCCCUUCCACGUCGACCUGCACUCUCGCCAUAUUUUCAAUCCUGUUCAAACCCGCAGCUCCGUUUGUCUGAGUUGAGGAGGAGAAGCUGUCACGCCGAACUCCAGGGGAAAAGAAGACAUUCUUCUGAACCAAGAGCCUCAUCUUUGUUGGUUUCUUAGCUGUUUUUCCGAGCUCUCCCCGCGACCAUGAACGUCUUCAGACUGACAGGAGACCUCUCUCAUCUGGCUGCUAUCAUCAUCCUGCUGCUCAAAAUAUGGAAAAGCAGGUCGUGUGCAGGUAUUUCUGGAAAGAGCCAAAUCCUGUUUGCCAUUGUGUUCACCACUCGCUACCUGGAUCUGCUCACCUCCUUCAUCUCCAUCUACAACACCUCCAUGAAGGUGAUCUACAUUGGUUGUGCAUAUGCCACAGUCUAUCUGAUCUACAUGAAGUUCAGGGCCACCUAUGACGGCAACCAUGACAGUUUCAGAGUAGAGUUCCUGGUUGUUCCCGUUGGAGGCCUUGCUGUUCUGGUCAACCACGACUUCUCUUUCCUGGAGAUCCUCUGGACCUUCUCCAUCUACCUGGAGUCGGUGGCCAUCCUGCCCCAGCUGUUCAUGAUCAGCAAGACGGGCGAGGCGGAGACAAUCACCACCCACUACCUGUUCUGCCUGGGCCUGUAUCGAGCCCUCUACCUCCUCAACUGGAUCUGGCGUUUCUACUUUGAGAGCUUCUUCGACAUGAUCGCCAUCGUGGCCGGCGUGGUACAGACUGUCCUGUAUUGUGACUUCUUCUAUCUUUAUAUCACCAAAGUGUUGAAAGGCAAGAAGCUGAGUCUACCUGCGUAAGAGCGCAGAGGUUAAAGCGGCGCCUCCCAGGAGACUCAGGGGUGUGGAGAUGACAUCUAGGAAUUUCGUGACAUUAUAGCAGUGGAUGUCUGAGACAGAGAGCCAACGACAGGGAAAAACACUAGUCCUCUUUGACGAUCGCUGAUUGAACUGGUAAAUGCCAACAAACACCAGAGCUGAACGACAAGAUCAACCUUUGGAUUCCUCUGUUCAGCAUCUUGCCUUAAAUGUCUUUUCAUUGUUGAUAAUAUAGGAGAAAAUGCUUCAUUUUUUUUUCUUUCUUUUUUUUUCUUUUACUUGUGAGGUGUAAACGCUUCUUGUUUUUCUUUUUUUUUUACUUAUUUUAUAAUGUCACAAAAAGGAAUUGUGUGCGAAAAAGUACCUUGUUUGCCUCGGUAAUGAAAUGCACAAAUGUACAGUCUUAUUAAAGAGUGAGAUAAAGAGUAAAUGUAUCCGAGUGCCUGAUUAGGAUGAUGUCCAUUUUCUCACAGUAUUUUUCUUUAUUUUUCAUUUGUUGUUUUUGCUUUUUUCUCUCAACAAUUGUACACACAUGCUUUAACCUUCUCUUGGAGACAUUUUAAAGAGGCAGACACAAAAGCAUUUGUUGCUUUAUAAUAUCAAAAGACAUUUUAAUAAGAUUUCUAAAAAUGAAAAAAAGAAUUUAAGAAGUAAAUAUUUUUUACAUAGAUGCCAGAAAUCUUCCUGUCUUCAGUGUCGGUAUUUUCAAAGUAGGGCAUCUGAUUUGGACUUUCCGUGUUAUCUUGUUUCCUUCAGCAUUCUGUAUUGGAGAAGUUACCAUGUAAUGCAUUUGUUCUGCUUCUUGAAUAUAGAUUUAAUACAUGAUUAAGGACAAUGCCUUGUCACAAUUUCUCUGUAGGGAUUGAAAAAAAUGUGUCCACAGCCAAGUCCAAAACUCACAAACGCCAACUGUGACGCGUUAGUUUUCACGAGGUCAAAACUUCUAACGUCACUGCAGUGAAAUGGUCACGACAGCCGUGUGGCGGUGGGAAUCCUUCAACUCUUUGACUGGUUGUGAUGUUGCAUUUUAUUCACUGAAGUUUUUCAGUGUGAACAUUUCAACAGAUCUCGAUGGAGAAGUUGGUUAAUUUCUGUUCAAAUAUUUGCAUUUAUAUGAGAUUGAAUAGCCUCCUGUUAACCUCUUUGAAUUUGCCAUUCCUUAAGAGUAUUUCAACUUUUUUAUGUUACUUUUUUCUUUUGCAUGAUAUCACCUCCAAUAAAGAUUUUACGAGAAUCAU
Molecule: messenger RNA, 2101 nt
Organism: Cynoglossus semilaevis (tongue sole)
Lineage: Eukaryota; Metazoa; Chordata; Actinopteri; Pleuronectiformes; Cynoglossidae
Product: ER lumen protein-retaining receptor 2-like
Exons: 5
Coding region: 207-845 (212 amino acids)
Biological process (GO): protein retention in ER lumen
Cellular component (GO): membrane
Molecular function (GO): ER lumen protein retrieval receptor activity
Source: RefSeq, a predicted model, not a curated record